UUUGAUGAUGAUGACCCCGAGUUGAUUGAACGAUCUCUGGCCACGACCAACUUACUUGGUUUCUCUGAAGAACUCCUCUUUGAUGCCCUUUUACCUAAUGAAGUCGAACACCACCACAGUGCUGAGGAGUUGAUGAAGGCGUUGAGUAGUGCCGAGGGCCAGGCGGCGGCGAUGCGUUCAAUGUUGACAAACUCGCGGGCUCGCGGCGCCGGCGGCUGGCUGGGCGGAAUGUGCGACGCGAUGCCUUGGCUCUCGUGGCUGAUGCGCUGCGCCGGCUCCGACGAGCAGAUGGGCCUCAAGAACCGCGAGGACCCGGCGCCUGAGCCUAGCACCCUGGUCAUCGAGAAGUAUGUCUAUGCCAGGUGCGACCCUGGCGACGGAGACUACGACGACAGCAACAGCAAGGCCGUCGAGCCGGCGUGAAACAAAAAAAUAAAUUUUGGAUUUAUAAUCCAGGAUGAUGUUCAGCUGAGUUAUUUUUCUUUUACAAAAUUAAAGCUUGAGUUUGAUUUGUUUAUUUUCAAAGUGAUAUAUUUUUUAAAAUUUUUAUUUGACCAGUUGCAUAAACCCUUAGUUAUUAAAGCCGCCAACAGAUGGCGCAACCAGACUUUUUAAAAAAUUUUGUUUUAAGCGGUUUUAAGGCAUUUCCGCUGCAAUUUCAGACUCAAUCUAGCUAUUUUGCU
Molecule: messenger RNA, 683 nt
Organism: Cloeon dipterum
Lineage: Eukaryota; Metazoa; Arthropoda; Insecta; Ephemeroptera; Baetidae
Exons: 2
Source: RefSeq, a predicted model, not a curated record